Taeniopygia guttata (zebra finch) is the source of this 2393-nucleotide messenger RNA. Lineage: Eukaryota; Metazoa; Chordata; Aves; Passeriformes; Estrildidae. The record is from RefSeq and is a predicted model, not a curated record.
GGCCGCUCUGCCAAAUAGUGCUCCACCCGGCCCGCCCCCGGGAAGGUUCUGGGCGGGCGCGGUGCAUUGUGGGGCCGGGAGCCAGCCGCCGCCGCGAUGAUGCCAACGCCGGUUAUCCUGCUGAAGGAGGGCACGGACACCUCGCAGGGCAUCCCGCAGCUGGUCAGCAACAUCAACGCGUGCCAGGUGAUCGCCGAGGCCGUGCGCACCACGCUGGGCCCGCGCGGCAUGGACAAGCUCAUCGUGGACGAUCGCGGCAAAGCCACCAUCUCCAACGACGGGGCCACCAUCCUGAAGCUGCUGGACGUCGUCCACCCGGCCGCGAAGACCUUGGUGGACAUCGCCAAAUCCCAGGAUGCUGAGGUGGGUGAUGGCACCACGUCGGUGACCCUGCUGGCAGCCGAGUUCCUGAAGCAGGUGAAGCCCUACGUGGAGGAGGGGCUCCAUCCACAGAUCAUCAUCCGCGCCUUCCGCACGGCCACGCAGCUGGCUGUGAACAAGAUCAAAGACAUCGCUGUCUCGGUGAAGAAGGAGGAUAAAGAUGAGCAGAGGAGUCUCCUGGAAAAGUGUGCAGCCACAGCCCUGAGCUCCAAGCUCAUCUCCCAGAGCAAGGAGUUUUUCUCCAAGAUGGUUGUAGAUGCUGUGAUGAUGUUGGAUGACUUGUUGCAGCUCAAGAUGAUCGGGAUAAAGAAGGUGCAAGGAGGAGCUUUGGAAGACUCACAGCUGGUGGCUGGAGUUGCCUUUAAGAAAACCUUCUCCUAUGCUGGGUUUGAGAUGCAGCCCAAGAAGUACCAGUCCCCCAAAAUCGCCCUGCUCAACGUGGAGCUGGAGCUGAAAGCUGAGAAGGACAACGCCGAGGUCAGAGUCAACACGGUGGAGGAUUACCAGGCCAUCGUGGACGCAGAGUGGAACAUCCUGUACGACAAACUGGACAAGAUCCACAAGUCAGGAGCCAAGGUGGUCCUGUCCAAGCUCCCCAUUGGGGACGUGGCCACGCAGUACUUCGCUGACAGGGACAUGUUCUGCGCCGGCCGCGUCCCGGACGAGGAUCUCAAGAGGACCAUGAUGGCCUGUGGGGGAUCCAUCCAGACCAGUGUCAAUGCCCUGUCGGAUGAUGUGCUGGGCCGCUGUGAGCUCUUUGAGGAGACUCAGAUCGGGGGAGAGAGGUACAACUUCUUCACGGGCUGCCCCAAGGCCAAGACGUGCACCAUCAUCCUGCGCGGCGGCGCCGAGCAGUUCAUGGAGGAGACGGAGCGCUCCCUGCACGACGCCAUCAUGAUCGUCAGGAGGGCCAUCAAGAACGACUCGGUGGUGGCGGGCGGCGGGGCCAUCGAGAUGGAGCUCUCCAAGUUCCUGCGGGACUACUCGCGCACCAUCCCGGGCAAGCAGCAGCUGCUGAUCGGCGCCUACGCCAAGGCCCUGGAGAUCAUCCCCCGGCAGCUCUGCGACAACGCCGGCUUCGACGCCACCAACAUCCUCAACAAGCUGCGCGCCAAGCACGCCCAGGGCGGGAUGUGGCACUGAUCCUGUCCCUCUCUCCCUCAGGGCAGGAUGUGGCACUGAUCCUGUCCCUCAGGGCAGGAUGUGGCAUUGAGGCACUGAUCCUGUCCCUCUGUCCCCCAGGGCGGGAUGUGGCACUGAGGCACUGAUCCUGUCCCUCAGGGCAGGAUGUGGCACUGAGGCACUGAUCCUGUCCCUCUGUCCCUCAGGGCAGGAUGUGGCACUGAUCCUGUCCCUCUGUCCCUCAGGGCAGGAUGUGGCACUGAUCCUGUCCCUCUGUCCCUCAGGGCAGGAUGUGGCACUGAUCCUGUCCCUCUGUCCCUCAGGGCGGGAUGUGGCACUGAGGCACUGAUCCUGUCCCUCAGGGCGGGAUGUGGCACUGAUCCUGUCCCUCUGUCCCUCAGGGCAGGAUGUGGCACUGAUCCUGUCCCUCUGUCCCCCAGGGCGGGAUGUGGCACUGAUCCUGUCCCCCAGGGCGGGAUGUGGCACUGAUCCUGUCCCUCUGUCCCCCGGGGCGGGAUGUGGCACUGAUCCUGUCCCCCAGGGCGGGAUGUGGCACUGAUCCUGUCCCUCUGUCCCUCAGGGCAGGAUGUGGCACUGAUCCUGUCCCUCUGUCCCCCAGGGCGGGAUGUGGCACUGAUCCUGUCCCCCAGGGCGGGAUGUGGCACUGAUCCUGUCCCUCUGUCCCCCAGGGCGGGAUGUGGCACUGAUCCUGUCCCUCAGGGCGGGAUGUGGCACUGAUCCUGUCCCUCUGUCCCCCAGGGCGGGAUGUGGCACUGAUGCUGUCCCUCUGUCCCCCAGGGCGGGAUGUGGCACUGAGGCACUGAUGCUGUCCCUCUGUCCCCCAGGGCGGGAUGUGGUACGGCGUGGACGUGACCAACGAGGACAUAGCU